Phytophthora nicotianae INRA-310 is the source of this 609-nucleotide messenger RNA. RefSeq lists its product as hypothetical. Lineage: Eukaryota; Oomycota; Peronosporomycetes; Peronosporales; Peronosporaceae. The transcript has a single exon. The record is from RefSeq and is a predicted model, not a curated record. Bases 1 to 573 code for a protein of 190 amino acids.
AUGGUGCAUGAACGCAUUCCGAUGGUAGUCCGUCUGCUGACGAUUCUCCUCGCGUUGGUCGCUACAGGAACGGCCGGUUCCGGUGGCAUCAAGAGCUGUGACUACGGACAGGAGAUGUUCCGGUCCGGCACACAGGUGUACUUCCUCAUAACUAUCGGAGCGUUGGUCGUCAUUACGUUUACCGUUCGUGUGCUGAUCUUUGACGUCCGCAAACUCCGUCUACCAAAGGCGCAAGCGUUUGUGAUCUUCGACUCAGUGUGGCUCAUGUUCACGUUCGGGUCCGCCGUGGCCGUCGCAGCCGCUCCCGUGGGUACGUCAGUGUGUUCAGGCGUGGACGAGGACAUCAAGAUCUUGCUGCAGGAAGUGUGCGAGUUCCAGUGCACCAACAUCGUCGCCGCUAUCGUCACCAUGUUCCUAGCGUCCGUGUGCAUCGUGUUUGACAUCCUCUUCACAACCGACUCCAUCCCUGUCGGCAGCAGCGACCCGCCUGCCGAAGACUUCACCUUUGGCGAGACUGUAGGCACUCCACGCAGCCAAAAGGCCGCUGCCAACCGCGGCGCCGCCGAGAUUUAAACCCGUUAAUACAAUUCACUUCAACUUGCCUCUCAC